Messenger RNA from Meleagris gallopavo (turkey), 1355 nucleotides. RefSeq names its product ankyrin repeat and SOCS box containing 5 (gene ASB5). The record is from RefSeq and is a predicted model, not a curated record. Gene Ontology annotation, molecular function: protein binding. Lineage: Eukaryota; Metazoa; Chordata; Aves; Galliformes; Phasianidae. Gene Ontology annotation, biological process: intracellular signal transduction; protein ubiquitination; positive regulation of protein catabolic process.
UUAUUGUUUUUUUUUCCAGAUUGAAAGAAAUGAGUAGGAUUUAUAAUUGCAAUUGUUUGGAAGUACCAUGGGGAGAUGGAGAUUUAGGUUCUUGGGCAGAUCGCUCACCUCUGCAUGAGGCAGCCAGUCAAGGACGUCUUCUUUCUCUAAAGACUUUAUUGUCACAGGGUUACAAUGUAGACACACUAACUAUUGACCAAGUGACUCCACUUCAUGAAGCCUGCCUGGGAGAUCAUGUAGGAUGUGCAAGGAUCCUUCUUGAAGCAGGAGCAAAUGUAAAUGCUACAACAAUUGAUGGAGUGACACCUUUAUUUAACGCAUGUUCGAGAGGCAGCGCAGCAUGCGCUGAGCUCUUGUUAGAGUAUGGUGCCAAAGCUCAGUGGGAGUCCUGUCUUCCAUCACCAACUCAUGAAGCAGCCAGCAGAGGACACAGUGAAUGUCUGGAGGUACUGAUAUCCUGGGGUAUAGAUGUUGACCAAGACCUUCCUCAUUUAGGAACACCUCUGUACGUGGCAUGUGUGUCACAGCAGAUCCAUUGUAUUCGAAAGCUUCUUUAUGCAGGUGCCAAUGUGCAGAAAGGAAAGCAUUUGGAAACUCCACUGCAUGCUGCUGCCCAGCAUUCAAGUACAGAGAUUGUAAACUUACUCCUUGAAUUUGGGGCAGACAUAAAUGCCAAAAACACAGAUUUUGAGAGGCCUGUUGAUUUAGCUGCUCCUCGCAGUUUAGUAGAGAGACUGCUGCUCCUCCACGAAGCCACACCAUCUUCUCUUUGUCAGCUUUGUCGACUACGUAUCCGAAAUUACAUAGGAAGGGCUAGACUGCAUCUUGUCCCACAACUCCAGUUGCCAACAAUACUGAAGAAUUUCUUACAGUACAGAUAACAUAAUAAUUAACCUUUAGAAAGCUGAAUAGCAAGUCUUCUGUUUAUUGUAAAUUUUACCUAAAGAACUGCUGGGUGGAAAAUAAAGCCUUCUGCAUAUUACUUUAAAAAGACACAAAUCUUUGACACUUGGUGUUGGCAUGUAAUCACAAUUGGGAGCCAUUCAGCAACUGGUACCAAGGUGCUAACAAGGCUGAAUUGAAUAAGUGUGCUGAUACUCUGGGAAAUUAUUGUAUAGGUUUAGCUUAACACUUACUAAUUAGCUUUAGUGCUGUUAAUUUUAUUUGUAUUUAUACUUUAAAAUCUGUUUGGCACAUGGGAACUGCAGCAUUUCUUCAUUUAUAUUUGUUAACUUUGUCCAUUUGGAGUCAUUAUUUUAUGUGUUUUUAAAUUUCUGUUGUUUGUGUACCGAAAAAUACUUCGUGGUAGGUGCACUACAAAUGAUUAAAAAAAAAAAUAAAUGAAUAGAUAGCCA